AUGUCUCCCUCUCUGUCACAGGCCAACAGUAAGCUGGCGAGCUGCCUGACGUGUAAAACUCUGAUCAAGACGGGCGAGGUGCUGCACAGCCUGGGGGCGUCCGGCACCAUGGGCUCCUACUGCUCCGUCAACUGCAUGAACAAGAGCAAGAUGGCCUCCACCUCCUUCAUCGCCUCAGAGCCUACGUGUCACUUCUGUAAGAGGAACUCUUUACCGCAGUACCAGGCCACGCUGUCGGAGGGAAACAUCCUGAACUUCUGCAGCUCGCAGUGCGUCACCAAGUUCCAGAACACCACUCUUCAAACGGCCACCAACGGACAGGCGGCGCUCUCCACCAGAAACAACAGCGUGCAGCUGAAGUGUAACUACUGUCGAGGAGCGUUCAGCCUGAGGCCGGAGGUCCUGGAGUGGGAGGAAAAGGCGUACCAGUUCUGCAGUAAGACGUGCUGCGAGGACUACAAGAAGCUGCACUGCAUCGUGACGUUCUGCGAGUACUGCCAGGAGGAGAAGACGCUGCACGAGAUGGUCAAGUUCUCCGGAGUCAAGAGACCCUUCUGCAGCGAAGGCUGUAAGCUGUUAUUUAAGCAGGACUUCAUCAAGCGCCUGGGUCUGAAGUGUGUGAGCUGUAACCACUGCAGCCAGCUGUGUAAGAGAGGUUUGACCCGGCAGCUCGGAGGCAUGACGCGAGACUUCUGCAGCGAGGCCUGCGCCAAGAAGUUCCACGACUGGUACCACAAGGCGGCGAGGUGUGACUGCUGUAAGGUUCAGGGGAGCCUGACGGAGUCCGUGAUGUGGAGGGAGGAGAUGAAGCAGUUCUGCGAUCAGGACUGUCUGCUGAAGUUCUACCUGCAGCAGAACGACCCCAUCAUGGUCACACAGAAAGGCCCCGAGAACUGCACCGUGGCGCAAGGGGUCAAACUUGGGAUGGUGAAUCAGGGAACUCUGGCGUACGCUGGUGGAGGUUUGAUGAGAGACGUGAAGAACAAGGCGGUGCUCUGCAAGCCGCUCACGCUCACCAAGGCUACCUACUGCAAGCCUCACAUGCAGAGCAAACUCUUACAGACAGAUGUAGACGAUGGUGUGAAGAGGGAGUAUAUUCCUGUACCGAUACCUGUGCCUGUCUUCAUCCCCGUACCCAUGAACAUGUAUUCCCAGUUCACCCCCACUCCAUUCACUCUGCCUGUACCGGUCCCUGUGCCUGUGUUCCUGCCCACCACCCUGCAGGGGGCGGAGCAGCUCAUCCAGACCUUCAAAAAUCUGAAACGAGAGGCUCCCUCAGAACCUCCGGAGGCCGAUAAGCUCUCUGAGGCCGAGGUGAUUUCAGACGACGAGAAGCCAGGUACACUCAUGAUGUCUCCAUUGAUACACAAGAGAUGA
Messenger RNA from Notothenia coriiceps (black rockcod), 1377 nucleotides. Its product is annotated as zinc finger MYM-type protein 2-like. The coding region runs from base 1 to 1377 and encodes 458 amino acids. The transcript is spliced from 10 exons. Lineage: Eukaryota; Metazoa; Chordata; Actinopteri; Perciformes; Nototheniidae. Gene Ontology annotation, molecular function: zinc ion binding. The record is from RefSeq and is a predicted model, not a curated record.